AUGGAUCCUGUUGGUCCCUUAAAUCAGCUUAAAACGUCAAUUCCUCAAAAAAUUAAUGACCUUACUAGGCAAAUUGAAGAGCUUAAAAAUCAACAAAAGAAUGAUGUUAAUAAAAGUAAAAAUGCCUCUGAAAUUGACAAGCUUAAUAAGGAUCUGCAGUCUCAUAAUGCUUCCUUGGGGUCUCUUGAUACACUGAAAGCGCUUUGUGGAUAUGCUAAUAAAGUUAAUUCAUCACCAAGUGGAGAAUGUGAAAAGCUUUUAACAAAUUUGUGUUCAGGUCUCCAAACAUUUUUGGGGUACAAUGAAAAAUCCAAAGGCUACGACGGCUCCGGCAUCGUGUACUCAGACCUUGACAGGCUCUGCGACGGGGUGAUGUCUUUCCUUCAUGGAGUUCUUGAGAGUGUGAAGGAUGAUGAGAGCGUUACAACUUAUGAUAAUAAUAAUGAUAUUAACAAUGUUCUUCGUGAUUUACAUGAUAAUGUAGGCAAAGGCCGUAAGGCCUUCGGGAACGCCGUGGAUCAGGUAAGUGAGUGGUUGAAAAAUCAUGGUGCGCAGGUGGACCAUAAAACUACGGAUGUCUUCAUGGAAUUUAGUAAGUUUGGUCACACUAGCAUCGUAGAGAAAAUUAAUUACAUUGCAGGUGCUCAAGGCAUGAAGCUCCAAGACCAGUUGACCUCCUGGAGGUCAACGCUCACUGGACUAGCAGCACAAUUAGAUUCACUCAUAACUAAUAACGUUAAUGUCUUAGAUCCUGUGUUGCGUGACAAAUUGAUGCAUAAGAUAGAGCCUGUGAAAAGCGCCGUGCAGGUGCUGAGGGAGAGCGCUGGGAAGGGGGAGUUGGGGAAGCAGGUGUGGACUAUGGAUGCGGCGUUGGAUGCGCAAUUUUUAAAAACAUAUAAUGUAUUGUAUGAACUAGAGACGGUUAAAAAGUCACAUUUUUCAGGAAUAAAGAGGACUGUGGAUGGUUGGAAGAAAUUUCUGGAAAAUCAGUAUGACUUGGCGUACAAAAAUGAGGUUGUUGGCAGAUUUGACGACAUAAAACAUAUGACAAAGCAACUAGAUAAUACCAAUGUAGAAGUUGGAGCUGGCGGCGGAAACUCAAAGUUUUGGAAGGAUGUUGAUGAACUAAAGCUUAAGGUUGUGGAGAUUGGUGAGCAGCUGCAGUUAAGAACCAGUGAAGUUGGGAGUUGGAAAGGUGCCGCCAAGGAAGUUAUAAGUGAAGCCAAACAUAAGUGUGAUGAGAUCAUUGCCAAACUUGAUGAUAAGGAAAAGCAUAAAAUCACAGACCCAGCCAACGAGUUGAGAGCGAAGGCAGAAGAGCUUUUGACUAAAUCAGUCGAAGCCAAAACGCAGGUCACCUCAGCUGUAGAGAAAGCUUUAAAGACAUUGCAGAGUCUAGAUGAAAAGGUGACGCAAGGGUUGGAGAAUUUUAAAGCCCGCAUAACUCCUACAAUUAGUGGUUGUCUAACAGGUUUGACAGGGGUCAAGUUCUCUGGUGGCGAGGCCACAAACUUUGGUAGUCUGAAAAAGACAGGUCCAGUCGGCCAGUGGCUUAAGGAGAUCAUAAAGGAAAGGGGUCUGCAUACAUAUGUCCAAAAUGUUAUUCAUGGAAACGACGCAUCUGAUAUUAUGGAAAUAAUUUUCAAUAUUCUCAAAGUACCGAAACCAAACGGUAAAACCCGCCUAAACUUUUUUAAAGCGCUAGAAACUGAAUUUGACGGAGAAAUCGGACAAAUCAUUAGCGAUAACACUAACGAUCCCAUGCAAUCUCUACGUGCUGAAUUAAAUGGCGAUGGCCUUCGUAAGGCGGUGAAUGAUAUUACGUUAAACCUUAAAUCGAUUGCGGACAAGGGAGAUCAACCCAUUUUAACAAGUGGAAUUGACAGUUAUUUCGACAGUGUCCAACGAUGUCUUAGUGAACUCAGUGGUACUGUGAAUGACUUAAUUGAGAAUAAUGGAAAGAUCAGCCCGAACAAAAAGGGGCUUCGACCGCUGUUACAGGAGCUCGAAGGCGGGCUUGAUACAAACACCUUCCGCACUGCUAGCAAGCAUCUCCAAGAAAUUGAGCAUGCACUCGGCGAACUAAAAACUAACAAUGUCACGGAAGCCACCGCCCGCCUUCAGGCCGUUCUUGCUAAAAUAAAACAGCUUGAGAAUGUGCCGCGUGAAAUUGCCCAGAAGAAGGGCGAGGCUACAAACCUCAUGGAGCAGUUGAAGGAAAGCAUGCAAGACCAUUUUAAAACCAUUAAUGACGCCGUGCAAUACGCUGACACAUACAUAAGCACGGCCAUAAAUGCUGUCAAAACUGUCGUAAAAGCAGCCGAAAAAGAACUCACCACCCAAAUCCGCUCCCUCUUCGCCGAGCAGCACAUCGCGGACCUGCAGGCGCUGCAUACGCUGGUCGAGCAAAAACUGGCGGAGGUGAGAGAGAUUAUUAAAGUGGACAAACAAAUUGGUGUUAAAGGUUUGCUAGGGAAAAUUAACGGUAAUAAAGCGACGCUUGAAGAAAUUAAAAAUAAUGUUGAUCCGUCAAAAAUCAAAACACCGGAAGCCAUUAAAAAAUUCCCAGUUGUCGCCUCCGAUCUCAAGGAUUUCCAAGACUCUCUCCUACAAUAUAUUCAGAAUCAAGUAGGCAUUCCAAGUUCAGAUAUAUCCAGGCCGCCAGCACCAACCAAGGAGUCUCAAUUGGUACGGAGUGUUAACGUUAGACUGGACACUCUACUCGACUACCUUAAAAACCAUAAUGAUAUUACAAAUCCUAAAACAUCUAUUACCAAAAAACGUAUUUACAUUUUUGACCACAAAUUCUCCACAUUACUCUCCUCCCUUUCCUCCUCCAUCCACUCCCUCUCCCCCUCCACGUUCCACGGCUUCCACAACCCCCUGCUCCUCGACGCCCUCAAGUCCGGGAUGGCCAACUUCACCAAGGAACUCUCCCACGCGUACGUGAAUAAGUACAGUGGUUGCAAGCCUAAAGAUGAUUGGGUGACUAAAGACAAGACAGCCGACCAAAAAGAUGUCCUCUCCACUGAGGGCCGCAACUGCGCCAAGGUCUGCCUGACCAUAUUGGAGAGGGUGAGUUAUGAUUUAGCUCAGUUGAGAAGUAGGUGUAACGAUAAUAAGCAGUAUAAAAAUAAGCAACUCUAUCUAUAUCAGCAGGAGCAGAAACAAACAAAAACCGAGAAUCCACUUGGCCAGUGGCUGAAGAAACGUGGUUACCGGGUGCCGGAAGAUGACAAGAAGCAGAACGGGGAGUUGAAGUAUGAUGCGAACUUUAAAGGAGAGAAUAUUUAUGGUCUCCUCGUCAAUAAUGAUGAUAAUCAUGUAUACAAGGCAGAUAUUGCUGAUAAUGAUCACGGUCCACUAAGGACACUCCGUCGCCACCUUGAGAGAUACUACAAAGUUUCUCACCACUACAUCUCUGCGAAGCCAAAGGCGCCGACAAGUGUCAACCAGAUGCUCCAGUGGCUUACGGGACUGCAGUAUAAUCAUAUAUAUGAUCCACUGUGCAAGUACAUGAAGCAAUUGUUCCCUAAACCUAAGGGAGAUGAGAGAGACAAUGCCGUCAUAUCCAGCGACCAACUGAAACUAGAAUACCAUCAGUACGCAACAAUCACACAUAAGCAGCUAACAGACACCCUUGAGACUCUGUGUCGUCAGUCCGAGAAAAUGCUAAUUACCUUCCUUGGUCACGGCCAUGCCGACGGCAUCUACGCCGUUGAGUUCUCGAACAAUUCACUAAAUUUGUUGUAUCCCGGUAGCCCUGCUACCUGCUUAGAUAUGCUUAUAGAUUUAUUGAAUAGAGUGUUUUAUCAACUGAAUUUCAUUUACAAGAUGUGUCAUAACGGCCGUAGUAGGGGCGGUUGGGAGGAAUGCCACUACGGCAGACACGUAGGUGGGUCAAAUUGGAACUGCAAUGAGAAGCAGUGUCCCAACCAAAACGCUGACCAAAAAGGCGACCAAACGUGUACCCAAAAGCACGCCCAAAACUGUGACCAACGUGUAAGUUGUGGCCUCAAGUCGCCGUUACAGUCGUUCCUGGAAGACGGGCUUCCCGGUUUCCUUCCUCACCAAUUCAAGAAGCCUGGUUGCAAGCUGGAAUGCACUGUGCCCAAUCACCAAGGCAUUCCAUGUCUCACCCCAAUGGGCUUUACAGAUAUAUCCCAAGUGGCGUCCCAUACGAAAACCGGCAAACACCUUUUUGGCGCACUUUAUUAUUUUUGCGGCACCACGAAUGCUCUCACUAAGCUGUGUGGUAUCCUCAACUGUUUACUGCGAACACCGCCCAAAUCAUUAGGUGACAUGCUAGCUUUCUACCAUAAAUUCCUUGAGAAUUAUUCGGGACAAAAUCAUAAGCAAAUCGCAUUUGACGAGGCAGCCCGAAAGGCCAACUUCGGGAAUCCAGAUACUAAAUUGGACAUUGUGUCUAUACAAGGCAGCAAGUCGCACACUGCUAAACAUUCCCAAGGUGACUUAUUUGGUAUAAUUAGCUGCAACACUUCCGGGUCCUCCAAAAAUCCAGUGGUCCCCUGUGGAUCGUAUAUGCAGCCCCUUACAUUAGAUGUAGUCUCCAUGUUUUCCGAAACGCGCGCUGCCAACUAUCUUUCGUGGAUUGUAUAUAUAACAGAGACAUUCUGUGUUCUGCUCAUGAAAUUGCUUGAUGAGUGCUGCAAUAACUGCAACAAACCAGGCACCAAAUGCCAUGAUAAAGCCUGUGCGGAGAAAUGUGAAGUGAAAUUGGCGUAUGAAGCUGAACAAUCGAAAAAUGCUCCAACCUCGCCCGCAGAACUUACAGGUAAAAGGCACAGUACAGACUGCCAUUCCAUUGUCAAAUGUCAACUUACACAUCCAACACUGUACAAAUACGGUUUCACAUUUGAAAGCCCAUAUGACCUCAGUGGUGAAUAUGGGCAACAAACGAGGCGCACAUGUAUAGAUCUGUGCCAUGCGCUAGAAAAAUUAGUUGGUCAAAAUUGCGUUCUUGUUGAGCUAAUCCACAAAAUUGAUGACUUUGUCUGCACAAUCAGACAUCCCUUUAUGUGUACUUUAUUAGCCCUCUGGUCCCUCUCUUCGCUCUACCUGCUGCACAUCGCCGUCGUCCGCCUCGACGUCCUGAGGAUACGCUCCCACCUGAAAUCGCCCUCAAGCCACCGCAUCGCCGCACAGUCCCUCCUCGCCGCCUCACGCGUCAAGGCACUCGCCAACGUCAAGGGAAAAGCCUUGGAUGAUAUUAAGGAGAGGCAGAGUAAUCUUGAAGAUCUUACAAAAAAACUUCGGGCUCUUAUUGGAGAAAAAGAUUCUCCAAAUGCUGAACAAUGUAAAAAACUCUUAGAAAAUCUCAUUGAUGGUUUAGAGAAUUUUCUUGGUUACAAUAAAGACUCCAAAGGCUACACCGGCUCCGGCAUCGUGUACUCGGACCUUGACAGGCUCUGCGACGGGGUGAUGUCUUUCCUUCAUGGUGUUUUACAUAACAUUAAGCCUAAAUUAGGCUUACAUAAAAAUAAUAUUCAAAGUGCAAUUGACUCUCUUAACGCCAAUAAACACUCCGGCAAAGAUGGUUUUAAUGCUGCGAUUGUCAAGGUGGUGGAGGGGGUGAGGCAGUAUAAUGAGGGUGUGAAGAAUUCCAAUCAGCAAGUUAAAAAUGUUGUAACUACACUUCAAGAAUACACGAAGAAACGAGAACAAGGAGGUAUGUUACUUAAUGACAUUAAUGAUAUUCAGGUUGACGAGAAUUCUUCAUAUCAUCAAGCGGAAGCUGCCAAGAAGAAAGUGGACGCCAGGCUGGAUGAAUGCGGACGAAAGGCUGCGGCCUUUUGUAAUCACCUAGCCACUAAGCACAACACAUUUAAAAAUAGAGACACAAUUAAAGAAUUUAAUGAUAAGUUGCGUGAUAGAGUGUUACAUGUCCGUGGCACAAUAGAGUAUGAGAAGGAGCGCCUUCAAAAGGUGCAUAAGCAGCGGGAGGAGGAGUUGAAGGCGACGACGGAGAAGAUUAAAAAAGUGUUGGAAGAGCGUGAGAUUCAGGUCAAUGAGCACAUUUGUAGAGAAGUAACUGCGGUUGUGGAGGACUUGAAAAAUAAGGUGGAGCGCAACGUAUUGCCAAAACUGCAGGAGGUUAACAGAGAUCUGCCUAAGCAUGUGGAGAGCCUGCAGCAGUGGAUUGAGACGGCUGAUGGGACUCUAGGACAGGCUGAAGAGAGGGUGAAAACAAUAUUGGAGCAAGUUGAUGAGGGUCUGACGAGUAACAAGAUUCCGAUUGACGAAGCAGUAAAGAAGCUGGAGGAGACAAAAACUGCUCUCGUCAAUUAUAUUAGCGGUGAGAGCAGUGGGCUCAAGGAGAUGGUAAAUCAAGUUAAAGAGACGAUUGGGAGCCUUUAUAAUAAUGUCACCGGCGGAAGUGGACCAGUGCAGGAGGAAAAUAAGAGCAUCGAGAAGAUUGUGGAUUAUAUUAAAAAGAAGGUGGAGAGUAUUAAGGGGAAGGUGGGUGAGAAGAAGGAGAAAGGACAACCCUUAAAAGAUAAUAAAAGUAUUUAUCAGAAUUGGUGUGAAGUGAAAGAUAAGGUUACGGAUUUCGUUAAGAUGAUUAAGGGGGAUGGAGAUAUUGGUUUAGUUUCAAGUCAUCAAGGCAUAAAGCAGAUAAAGGAGGGCGUGAAAACGUACGCAGAGGGGUUCGUCACCAAAGAAAAGUUUGUGAGUACACUUGAGCAGUGGGUGAAAGCUAUUUUAGAGAACGAUGAUGCAGUAAAGAAGGAGAUGAAGGCCUAUGUUACAGGAAAUAAGGUUCUUAAAGUCGAGUUUUCAAACGUUUAUAUAGAUGACCACCCCAAGAAUGAAUUUAAUAUGAAGGGCAUGAAACUAAUCUCAGAGAAAAUUAAGGAAGGAAUCACAACCGGUAGAUAUCUUAUAGCGUUCCCCGAUUUCACUUUCGACGAAAAUAGAAAUAUUGACGAGAACGUGAAUGAAGUCAAGCGUGUUUGCGAAGAUUUUGCCAAGAAUCUUGAGGAUAAGAUUUUAACUGCGGGAGUUGCUACUGUUGCCAGGGAGAUAGCCGGAAAGAUUGAGGAGCAGUUGACGACUAACACUGCUGUAGAUCCAGACAGGAAGCAUCUUACUUAUGCCGUCUCCUACGUCCUCUACCAAGUGGUUGGUAGAGCCAGACAGGUUGGCAACGAAAUCCAGCGACUAGCCGAAACGGCCAAACUGCACGCCAACCUCACGCAGAUAGAUUCCAACGCCGGCAACAUCAACAAGCAAUUCACAACCGACCAUCCCGGCGCAAAAAUCGACACGGCGCUGGAGCAGGUGCAUGGAGAAAUCAAGACGCUGCACGGGAAUCUUGAACAGGCGCUGUCCCCCGGCUCAUCCGGCGAUCCUAGUAACGCCAAAGCCGUGGACACAGCGAUCGAAAAUGCCAAACUGUCAGCAAGCCAACUAAACGUCGAUCCAAUGAAAGACGCCUUCACUAAAUGGACUCAAGAAAUUAAAUCAAACUUCUCGGUUCUCACCAGGGCAAUAUCCGAGGCCGGCGGCACGUUACUCGUGCAAUUACGAAGCUUUAAGAAUGAUAAGAUCGGAAUGAAGAGUGUCAUAAAAAGUAGUCUGCAGGAUCUUCAGCAGCAACUAAAGGCUCUGACAUUCCCAGUCGCUGAAGCCGUCAAGCGUGCCGAAUACUUCAUAACCGGCGCUGAACCGACCACAAAGGCCACAAUCACGGCGCUGCAACGAGACGUCAAAAAGGAGUUAGAAACCGCGCGGGAAGCUCUUACAACCCAUGCGACGAGACAGUACGUUAACGCCUUAAAAACGCUGCUCACCGAGUUCGCCGAAAAGGCAACGAAGGAGUUGGACAAAUUGCCUCAAGAAAUAGAAGAAGACUUGGAACAGGGCCACAAGAAGUUUAUGAAAUUAUUUGAAAAGCAUUUUAUCACAAACGAUAAAUCCAUCAGAUCUAUCGAAGACAUUCAGGACAAACACUCCGCAGGACAAAAAUCUCCAAUCGUUCAAGCAAGUGCAAACUUAAACAUGUCAUUCAGAUACUUCCUUCGUGAUUUGAAAACUCAACCGGACUUCAAACCUGACGCCGGUAAAAUUGAUCCACUGUACACCUCUCUGACCAAAUUGAUGGGAGGCCUUACGUCAUCUGAGCAUUUUAAUCAUGACUUUACAAAUAAUUUGAGCGCAUUCAAAGAUACGCUAAGUGCUUUCAAACCCACUAAAUUUGGUGACGGCAAAAAUACUUCUAUUCUGAAUGCCCUCAAGGAGGGCUUUUCCUCUCUGCUCGCCGAACUCCAGAAAGCGUACGUCUCGACAUACUCCCAGCAGCAGAUUAAGUGGGAUAACAUCGCGCAGGAGGAAAAAGAAAAGUACGCGAAAAUCUCUUUGACCGUCAUGCCAAUAUUAUACCAAGCAUUGGGUGAGCUCAAAGAAGGCCUUGAAAAUGGUUGGAAAAAUCACAAAAUAUAUGACGCCCGAAAUGCCGACAAUAGCCUACAUAAAUUGUUCUUCGGCGAAAAUGGGUAUGAUGUUGGCCGCCAGGCUGAAAGCCUGCAUGGCGAACUGAAUCACAGAAACAACUUUAAUGGUAAUAAUAUUCUUAAACAUCUUAAUAAGGACACUUAUAGGUUGUUUCAUACUGCCACACAGUCACUGCCUUCGUUGCCUCUCGAAUCCGGUCCUGAUGUCAUAUCCGUUGCAAACGUAGAAGAAGAUGGUCUCGUCCGACAACUGUUUGAUUACCUUAAUGAAUACCUUAAGGCAUGCCAUCGCACUAUUAUCGAAAAGCCCCGUAUGCCGUGUAGUAUAUACGAGCAAUUAGCUUGGCUGUCUGGUCUUCAAUUCAAUUCCGUGUUUGAUCCACUCUGCUCCUACUUCAAGCAACUGUUCCAGAAACCGAAGGACCAAAAAGAUGUGCCAUAUGACCAAAUUGAAGAUAAGUCACUUAGCUUAGUUGGCACUAAGACAAUACAUCCUAGCCACUUGGCCACUGCACUUCAUGAUGUAUGCCGCCAAUCCUAUCCCGUGCUCACUUCCAUACUGGGUAACGGUCACGCCGACGGUGUAUAUGCAGUCGAUCUCUGUAAUAACUCCUUUAAUUUAACAUACCCCUCUGCUCCUUCACAAUGCUUCGACAUGCUAGCAGCACUAUUGUUCAGAGUGUAUGACGAACUAUAUUUCCUGCUUCAACAAUGUAGCUACACCACCAAGCUCAGCGGCUGGCGCGACUGUUGGUACGGUAGGCACGUUGGUGGGUCAGAUUGGAAGUGCAACACUAUACAGUGUCCUGGCCAAGCGGGUGACCAAAAGGCUGACCAAAUGCAUGAGCAAAGGUGUAACCAAAAGUGUGAACAAAACCCUAAGUGCGAACUAAAAUCGCCACUCCAGUCGUUUUUGGAGGAUGGCCUCCCUGGCUUCCUGCCUCACUCAAUUAAAAAAGUAGGUUGUGGAGCAACGUGUUCAUUGCCCAGCCACUCGAGCAUCCGGUGUAGGACGCCAAUGGGUUUUAAGAAUAUCUCUGUUACAGCAUCGCAUACCCAGAAGGGUGAAUAUAUCUACGACGUACUCGGUGGCUUCUGCGGCUACUCAGACAAGCCGCUUAGCAAACUCUGUAGUUACAUUUCAUGCGUUAUGCAUCGUCCGCCUCAGAAUCUGGGCGAUAUGUUUGGUUUCUUCUAUAGAUUACUAGAUGGGUGGGGGAAACAGGGUAGAGACCAUAAGAGUGACGCUUUCCAAGAUGCCGUCAACGGGGCAUAUUUUGGAGAAGUGUAUUCGGACCUUGACGUCUAUUCAAUAUUCGUUAACGACAUGUCAAAUUCACAUAACAAAGGCAGCUUGGCGUGUCUCGUUAGUUGCGAUAAUGCAUACACUCCCGCUCACCGCUGCGGUUCGUAUCUCAAACCGCUUUGCCUCGACACCUGUGGUAUAUUCUCUUCAUCGCAUAAGAACUUCUAUUUGUCUUGGAUCGUCUACCUUACUGAGACGUUUUAUAGAUUCCUCAGAGAUUUGUAUGAGGAAUGUUGCAACAACUGUGGCAAAAAGGGCACAAUUUGCCAUGACAAACGCUGCGUCAAAGAAUGUAAAAGAAAGUCCGCAUCUUCGUCAUCCACAUCAGAACAUGAACCCGAGUGCAAGUCCAUCGUGGAGUGCUCCUCCAUGCUGCCAACGUUGAACAAAUAUGGGUUCCAUUUCGGAAGCACAAAAUGGGUUGGCGGCAAAGACAGUCACAGAGUAAAGAGGAUGUGCAAUGAUUUCUGCAGCGUCUUAGAAAAUGUAAUUUCAGAGACAUCCGCUCUCGCCAAGUUAGUUCACGAGACCAUCCCCAAUUUCUUAUGGGCAAUACGUACACCCUUCACAUACCUCUUAUUAGCCCUCUGGUCGCUGUCGCUCCUGUACCUGCUGCACAUCACCGUCGUCCGCCUCGACGUCCUCCGCAUACGCUCCCACCUGAGAUCACCGUCAAGCCACCGCAUCGCCGCACAGUCGCUGCUCGCCGCCGCACGCGUCAAGGCACUCGCCAACGUCAAGUACUUCUCACCAUAA
This is a messenger RNA of Babesia ovata, 10536 nucleotides long. RefSeq lists its product as uncharacterized. The coding region runs from base 1 to 10536 and encodes 3511 amino acids. The record is from RefSeq and is a predicted model, not a curated record. NCBI's taxonomy places the organism in Eukaryota, Apicomplexa, Aconoidasida, Piroplasmida, Babesiidae. The transcript is spliced from 2 exons.